GGCUCCUCGCCCAUUGGCGGUCGCGCUGUCCUCGGCAGCUCCGGCUGGAGGCGGCUACACUGUGGCGGAAUGGCGGCCGUCAUUCACAACCCCCUCAAAUCCAUCACAAGCUAGAGGACAACAUUUACCAUUCUCGCCCAUAAGAAUCCAGCUGCACUAGAGUAUCCAUCAGGAAGAGUAGCAUGUGAAGCAUCACUAAAGGCUGGGAGAGCAGUUCUACAGGGAAGCCAUCGAACAUUGCCGUAACUACAAUGCCCGCCUGUGUGCCGAGCGCAGUGUGCGGCUGCCGUUCCUGGACUCGCAAACCGGAGUCGCUCAAAACAACUGCUACAUCUGGAUGGAGAAGAGACACCGUGGCCCGGGCUUGGCCCCUGGUCAACUGUACACUUACCCCGCCCGCUGCUGGCAUAAGAAGAGGCGUCUGCACCCCCCGGAAGACCCCAGGUUGAGACUUUGUGAAAUAAAACUCGAAGGAGAGAUCACUUUGAAACGAGACGGCGUGUCGGCUGAAGGGACCACUUUGGAAGCCCUACUGCGCGGGGAAGCGCUGGAGAAAAGAAAUGAUCCUAAAGAAGAUGAAACACUUAAUGAAAUUCAGAGAGUUCUAAACAACGAGGAGAACGUGGAAGACUUGGAGGAGGAAGAACUUGAAGAUGAAGUGCCAAAGCGCAAGAACAAGCCGCGGGGAAGGACACGGGGUGUAGGAGGGAAAAGAAAAACAGACGCCUCUUCCCAGGAAGACCAGGACAAGCCAUAUGUGUGCGACAAUAGUUUCAAACAAAAGCAUAACUCAAAAACAUCUGACAAAGUCUGUGGCAAGCGCUACAAGAACCGGCCUGGCCUCAGCUAUCACUAUGCUCACACCCAUUUAGCCGAUGAGGAAGGAGACGAUGACCAAGAUUCGGAGCCUUGUUCGCCCCCCGUCCUGAAGAACGAGGGGCAUAAAAGAAGCGGCGUGUCAUUGCGAAGUAGGAGCAGGGGCAAGAAUAGAACGUUGGAGGACUCCAGAGCUCGGAAGGGCCCAGACGGGGCGAUCAUCUCCAACAACUACUGUGACUUCUGCCUGGGUGGGUCGAACAUGAACAAGAAGACGGGCAGGGCGGAGGAGCUGGUUUCCUGCUCUGACUGUGGCCGUUCUGGUCACCCCUCCUGUUUGCAGUUCACAGUCAAUAUGACUGCAGCUGUGAAAACCUAUCACUGGCAAUGUAUUGAGUGCAAAUCCUGCAGCCUGUGCGGGACUUCCGAGAAUGACGACCAGUUGUUGUUUUGUGAUGAUUGUGAUCGUGGUUAUCAUAUGUACUGUUUAAAGCCACCGAUGGUUCAGCCUCCUGAAGGAAGCUGGAGCUGUCACUUGUGCCUGGAGCAGCUGAAGGAGAAGGCUUCUGCCUGGCAAAGCAAGCCCUAGUUCAGUCUCGUCAACUUUUUUAUAUUUUUUUAAGAUCAGUUUGAUUUGAAUGCAUGCGGUCAGGAUUUGCACUUUCAGGCGAAAAUGCAGACUUUUUUUCACAAAAUGUGUAACGAAGCAAAGUGUUACUGCAUUUAGCUUGUGGCUCAAUAUUGCAGGCAUAUUGAUCAAUGUGAUCACCCUGUGUGUGAGUGUUGCAGCCAGUGAUUAGCAGUCUCACCCCUCUGCUAAAUGUGGCUGUGGUAACAGUUCAACGUGUUUUAUCAUUCAGAUCCCAGGUUCCUGACUCAUUCUCUUGACAAAAUCACACAUGGUUGCAAACGUUAAUAAGUGAAUUAAGUACUUAAAUAUUCAGAGUUUUCAUAUAUUCUGAGGUUGUGGACUUACAGGAGGAUUGGAAAAGCAUAUUACAUGCAAAUGUUAACGUUUCAAACUAGAAUGCCCUAUUAAAACAAAAUCGUAACAGAUCUCUCAUGGGACCUUUCCACAUGGAACCUUAUCCCGAUUGCACUCUGAGCUCUGGUGAGUCUCAGGCAAAGAUCUUAGACGGCUCCAAGAUCCUUGGUCUCAGGUGUCAAUGACCCCGGGGAGUGCAACCAAACAGCCAAUUAUCAAUGCUGGUUUAAAAUUAAACACUGCAAAAAAAAAAAAUAACAGCCAGAGCUAAUUUAAACUCUAAAGGCUCACAUUUCAACAGUAUUAGUGCUUUUUACAAAUAGCCAUUAUGAACGUAGGGCCAUUGGCGAGGUUUUUUCAUUGGCUUGUUUCCUGUUUACGUUUCUAUCUAAGUAUUGUGUGCAGAGAAUAAUUGCUUCAGAGACUCUCAUCAAUGCAGAACGCAGGAUCUACUCAGUCCUGUCAUUUUGCUGCUGCAUUCCUACGUAAUUUCACACAAGUUCCAAAAUAAGAUGCCAGAAUAUACUGGGAUGAGGUGAAAGAAUAUUCCAUUAUAUUAGACUUUAGUGGAAAAAAUCAAUGCCAUUGUGGUUAUUGUGUGAUGUUAAUAACUAAGCAUAUUAGCAUGCCAGUAUCAGUAUUUAAUAGAGCUCACCAGACUUAAUACCACUGUAGAGAUUGUCUGUGCUUAAAUCUGUUUAUAGUUCAGAUCUUCAAGGUAGUCUUUUAACGUAUUUUCUUGUAGCUGAGAAUUAUUGUGAUAUGCUUAAGGCUACAGUGUCAGAGAGUUGGAGCGACGUGUUACGCCAAACGCUACCAACCUUUCUUAGUAACCGACCAACGGCAGUAUUUUGAGUAACAAGGGGUGUGAGGGGGUUGUUACCUGACAAUAUUUAUCCUUUUAGCCAACAUAAUGGAAGCACAUGAUCUGUUUUGUGCCAUCUUCAUUAAUAUAGACAAAUAGACAAUAGACAAUAGGUGCAGGAGGAGGCCAUUCGGCCCUUCAAGCCAGCACCGCCAUUCAAUGUGAUCAUGGCUGAUUAUCCCACAAUCAGUACCCGGUUCCUGCCUUCUCCCCAUAUCCCCUGACUCCGCUAUUUUUAAGAGCCCUAUCUAGCUCUCUCGUGAAAGCAUCCAGAGAACCUGCCUCCACCACCCUCCGAGGCAGAGAAUUCCACAGACUCACAACUCUCUGGGAGAAAACGUGUUUCCUUAUCUCCGUUCUAAAUGGCUUACUCCUUAUUCUUAAACUAUGGCCCCUGGUUCUGGACACCCGCAUUACUCAGCAUAUUUCUGAGUUACAUCUGCAGCCCCCAGCAGAUCGCAGGUUGAGAGCACUUUGGGGCACUGAGAUCGCGAAAGAUGCUACAAAAAGCGAAAGCACGCUCAGUUUUGCGUGUACUUAUUUCUGUAUUUGCCCCUACAGAUUUAUACAGCAUUCUAGACCGAGCCAGGCAGUGAGGGUUCAAGAUUUCAAGACCCUUCUUCAGACACGAAACGUCACCUAUUCCUUCUCUCCAGAGAUGCUGGCUGACUCACCAAGUUACUCCACCUUUUUGUGUCUAUCUUCGGUUUCAAUGGAAGAUAGACAUAAAAUGCUAGAGUAACCCAGCGGGACAGGCAGCAUCUCUGGAGAGAUGGAAUAGGUGACGUUUUGGGUCGAGACCCUUCUUCUGACCUUUACCAGCACCUGCAGUUCCUUCCUACACAGGCUACACGGUUUGCCCAUUUCUCCCCAACUUACCACAAGCAUAGAAACAUAGAAAAUAGGUGCAGGAGGAGACCAUUUGGCUCUUCGAGCCAGCACCGCCAUUCAUUGUGAUCAUGGCUGAUCGUCCCCAAAUAAUAACCCGUGCCUGCUUUCUCCUUCUUUUUCCUCGUGCUAAAUGUAUCACACUCUACCCCCACUGAGGAAAGGAUUAGAUCAUUUAAUCCAGAAAUGUGGCAGUUACCUUUCGGCCGUGGUGUGCCUGACUUGUGCAUGCUGACUGUUCUUGCAGGCAAGGGGAGGUUUGGUUUAACUGCUGAGGCUUUUCCAUCACCAAACACUUUAACCCCCUCCCCCGUCCCCUUCCCAUUCCCACACUGACCUUUCUGUCCUGGGCCUCCUCCAUUGUCAGAGUGAGGCCCAACGCAAAUUGGAGGAACACCACCUCAUAUUUCACUUGGGCAGCUUACACCCCAGCGGUAUGAAUAUUGAUUCCUUUAACUUCAAGUAACCCCUGCAUCCCCACUCUCUCCACCCCUCUCCCAACCAAAUCAUACCAGCUUCAAAGUCGUCUUGUUGAGUCUCAUUGUCUGUAACUCGUUUUCACCUAGAACACAGCUAACAAUGGCCUGUUUCCUUUAUCAUCAUUACAUUUUUGCAUCUUUCAUUCAUUUGUUCUAUAUCUCUCUAUAUCUCCAUCUAUAUCUCUAGUUUUCCUUUCCCCACGACUCUCAGUCUGAAGAAGGGUCUUGACCCGAAACGUCACCCGUUCCUUUUCACCCGAGAUGCUGCCUGUCCCGCUGAGUUACUCCAGCAUUUUGUGUCUAUCUUCAGUUCCUUCCUACACACCUCUUCCACCAGCCCGAGCCUUUGCUCCCAACACCAACUGCCUCCACCUACACCUGCCCGCUCAAGCCUCACAUUGCAGCCAGAUCUCCUGUCGCUGCCGCGCUCCCACAUAUGGUGGCAGAGUGGUGGAGCUACAGCCUUACAGCGCUGGAGACCCGGGUUCGAUCCCGACUACGGGUGCUGUUUGUACAGAGUUUGUACGUUCUCCCCGUGACCUGCGUGGGUUUUCUCUGAGAUCUUCGGUUUCCUCCCACACUCCAAAGAUGUACAGGAUUGUAGGUUAAUUGGCUUGGUGCAUGUGUAAAUUGUCCCUAGUGUGUGUAGGAUAGUGUCAGUGUGCGGGGAUCGCUGGUCAGAGCGGACUCGGUGGGCCGAAGUGCCUGUUUCCGCGCUGUAUCUCUACACGAAACUAAACUAAAUUUACAUUUAUCUGGGCCCUUUAAUACUGGGAAACAUCCGGAGGAGACUCACAGGUAUAAUUAAAGAUGGGCCUCCGGGAACAACAUCUGGAGGGGAAUAUUUGGCAACAUCCACUCUCUACUUGAAAUCCCUGGUACUGUCUUCUCUUCAGGCAUUGUCGGGUUGGACUGACUGCAGGCACUCCAUGAUCUUUUGACAAUCCAAUUGUGUAUUGAUAGGUAGAAACUGGGAAUUGCUGAUGCUGGUUGACAAAAAAGGACACAAAGUUCAGAAGAAGGAUCCUACCCGAAAUGUCACCUGUCCAUGUUCUCCAGUGAUGUUGCCUGACCCACAGGACAUGGAACUGUACAGCAACGGAAUGGGCUCUUCAGCCCACAAUGUUUGUGCCAAACAUGAUGCCUAGCUGAACGAUCUCAUCUGCGUGCAUUUGAUCCAUAUCCCUCUAUUCCCUGCAGUUCCAUGUGCUUAUCGAAAGGCCUCUUAAAUGCCACUAUCGCAUCUACCUCCGCCACCACCCCUGGCAAUGCGUAACAGGCCCCAGACUAAUCCUCCAUGUAAAAAACUUGCCCACACAUCUCCAUUAAACAUUACCCCUCUCACCUUAUAUCCAUGCCCUCUGAUAUUGGACAUUCCCGCCCUGGGGAAAAGGUUCUGCCUGUCUACCCUAUCUAUGUCUCACCAGUUUAUAUACCCACUGAGUCACUCCAGCACGAUGAUGUAUUUAUGGGCUAGGUCAAUCUACACAGGUCGGCCUGGGUUAUGAACAUCUGACAUGGGCACGUCUACAUGUUUGUGGGGUGUAUCGGAUUAUGAGAGGAAUAGAGAGAGUAACUGUGAGAGUAUUUAACCCAGAGUAGGGGAAUCAAGAACCAGAGGACAUAGGUUUAAGGUGAGGGGGAAAAUAUUUAAUAGGAACAUGAAGGGAAGUUUUUUUACACAAAGGAUGGUGGGGAGAUGAAACAAGCUGCAGAGGAGGAAGUUGAGGCAUGAACAAAUGCAAUGUUUAAAAAACAAUUAGACAGGUACAUGGAUAGGACAGGUUUAAAGGGAUAUGGGGCAAACACAGUGUAGAUGGGGCAUGUUGGUCAGCAUAGGCAAGUUGGGCCGAAGGGCCUGUUUUCAUGCUGCAGGACUCUAUAUGAGCAGGCUCCCAAAAUAUAGUUCAAUUGAAAAGUGGGACAUACAGCACAUAUAGAAGUCCGUUCUCUCUGCAUUUUGGGUCAUUGUUAUUGCUGAUCUGUCUUAUGUGCUUUUGAUGUCAUUCACUACAAUGUGUCAUCACCACAACAAGUUAUUGUUCCGACUUAUGGACAAAAUGUACAUCUGUAAAACUGGAAACCCACCUUACCUAGGGAAGGCCUGUAUGUAAGUCCAAAACUUGUCCCUGUUAAUAAACGCUGUCAGGUUC
This is a messenger RNA of Leucoraja erinaceus (little skate), 6186 nucleotides long. RefSeq names its product zinc finger protein DPF3-like. The record is from RefSeq and is a predicted model, not a curated record. Gene Ontology annotation, biological process: nervous system development. Gene Ontology annotation, cellular component: nucleus; nBAF complex. Bases 338 to 1405 code for a protein of 355 amino acids. The transcript is spliced from 14 exons. Lineage: Eukaryota; Metazoa; Chordata; Chondrichthyes; Rajiformes; Rajidae.